AAGUACUUCAGGAGUGAAUUGACAGGAGACCUACAAACAGUCAAUGAGUGUGCACUAAAAUCUGCUCUGCUGUCACUAAUUCCAUUCAGUGGUCAGGUUUCUGAACUCUGUCUCAUGGCAGAUUCAAGGAAAUGUUAUGACUCUGAGUAUUGUUGUAGAGCUGAAGCUCUUUCCCUCUUGGGUUUGUUAAGUGGGGAAGCUGGAUCCUGGUGUAGCAACUUCACUGCAUCACAGCUAGACAAUUUCAACAGAAACCUUGAAUCAGAAGGAGAAGGGGCACUGUUGAAGAGGAAAUACAUCCCUACAACAGAGCAGAGGUGA
This is a messenger RNA of Paraglomus brasilianum, 321 nucleotides long. The record is from the annotation of a GenBank genome assembly. Lineage: Eukaryota; Fungi; Glomeromycota; Glomeromycetes; Paraglomerales; Paraglomeraceae.